Coffea eugenioides is the source of this 2176-nucleotide messenger RNA. RefSeq lists its product as uncharacterized. The transcript has 8 exons. Gene Ontology annotation, molecular function: RNA binding. The record is from RefSeq and is a predicted model, not a curated record. Lineage: Eukaryota; Viridiplantae; Streptophyta; Magnoliopsida; Gentianales; Rubiaceae. Gene Ontology annotation, cellular component: nucleus. The coding region runs from base 210 to 2006 and encodes 598 amino acids. Gene Ontology annotation, biological process: box C/D snoRNP assembly.
UCCCCACCAGAGGAACCGAGGUCCCUUAAAGCCCAUGUAUGGCUUAAACCCUUCGAGUCCAUGGUGCUCCACCGCUCUUACCCUGUGAGAAAAGUCUCUACACUCUUUUCUAGUUGAAUCAUGCAAAAUCAGUAGUAAUCUUUCCCCUUAAACCUCCAAAAUCAGAAUUGUUCUUUUAUUGGCCUAAUUGAUCACUUAAUCAAUCACCAAUGUUUCCUUUCUUCAACCACUUCCCUUUCCAGCCCAAUGCUAAUGCCAACCCUCCUUCGGCUGCUCAACAGCAGGUUUUGGGUAACAACCCCGGUAAUUUUGCCCCAAACCCUGUUCAAAUUCAGCCACAAAUGGGGUUAAUCAACCCUCAAGCAAGCAUCCCAUUCAGCAAUCCAAGUGCCCAUUUUGGUCCUAACCAAAUUAUGAAUUUUCCCGUUGCUAUGAACCAAAUGAAUAAUAGGAGCAGUUCUCAGUCAUGGCCUCAAAUUUUUGGUCAGAAUCUUAAUUUGGGCUUCCCAAACCAAAUGCAUCCAGAUAUGAAUCGAAUUUUCCAACUGCAAAUGUCAAAUUUCAGCGCUCAAGCUGUACCUGUCAACCUUAGUCUUGCUCAAAAUUCUGCGUUUAUUGCGAACACCCAGCCUUCCGAUCUUAAUCUUUCUCAGAAUCUUGCCUUUGUUGGGAAUACCCGGCCUGCUGGUAUUGGUCUUCCUCAAAAUAUUGCCUUUGCGGCGAAUUCCCAGCUGGGCUUUGUGGGUUCUGGUGGUGUUGUGCAACAGAUGGCGAACUCUAAUAAUGGGACACAUAAUGCUACUCAGCAAUUGCAAGGGAUUUCAGGUUCAGUGCAGGGCUUUGGUCGCACUCCUCCCUCCCAAAAUCAGACAAUUUGCCACUUUCAGCCUUCAAAAUUUCAGGGUGACCUAAAAAAUGGAAUGGGGACUUGUAUGAUGAGGAAAAAUGGAAAAAGUCCUCUCCACAAGAAUUGUAAGAGGAAUUCAAAACAUGAAUCACCACGAAAUGGAUUUCUGAAGCCCAAGUUCGAUAGAAUGCAAAAUGCUAAAAGAAACUUCAAUUGCCCUGAUAUGUGGUUAAGAAGAGGAAAUGGGAAUGCUGGGGAAAGACAUAUCUCUGCUGUAAAUUCUUCCAUCCAAGCUCAAGUUAAUAAAAAGAGACCAAUGUCUUUGACCUACUCUGAAAAAGAAAUCCAGGACUGGCGUGAAGAAAGGAAGAAAAAUUACCCAUCAAAAGCAAAUAUGGAGAAGAAGUUAAUGGAAAAGCUGACAAAGCCAGAAGUCAGUGACAAGGUUGCCAAACUGCGGCGCCAGCAACUCAAAGAGAUUUUGGCAAAGCAGGCUGAGUUAGGUUGUGAAGUAGCUGAAAUACCAUCAUCCUAUUUGUCAGAUUCAGAGCAGCAAGUGCAUGAAAGCAAAGAAAGCACAAGGACUUUCAGCAAGAAGAGAAAUUUCCAGAACAAGUUCAACAAAAGAGGAAGAUUUAAUCAAAAUGACUGCUUCUCUAAAAUGGAAGCUGUUGCAAACCAUGAUUCAUUUAAUGCAAAUAACCACAAUGGUCGCUUGGUCAAGCAAAGAUUGGCAAAUGAUAACUUGAUUAGCCACCGUUCGGCAAGUAAAAGGGAGCCUACACUAUUGCGGAAGCUUCUCGGUUCAGAAAUUAGGAGGGAUAGGCACCACCUAUUCCAAGUUUUCAGGUUCAUGGUAAUUAACUCUUUCUUUGAUGAUUGGCCUGAAAAGCCUUUGGAAUUUCCUGUGGUGAUGGUCAAGGACAUAGCAGAUGAGGAUGAACUGUAUGAGGGGAACCUUGUGAAGGAAAGGAAAGAUGGUAGUGAAGGCAUUCUGGGGAAAACUGAAGAAUCAACUUCCAGCGAUGAUCUUAAUGAUGACAACCCCACAGGAAAGGAAAAGCCUACAGGGUUGCUCGAGGUAGUUAAUUCUGGUCAGGCGACGGGCUGUUUGGGAGGAGGAGAAGCUCAAGAAGAGGAAGGAGAAAUAAUUGACUAAUUUCUCUUUUUUAUUUCUUGAUGUGUCAUUUGAAAUAUCUCAUGUAUAUGGUGGUUUUCUAUUGUUUAAUUUUGCCUCAAGGAGUUGAAUUUGAUUUUGAUUUCAAUGCAAGGCAAUAUGAACAACAAACAGCUAUGAGAAAUCUAAGGUAUUACUUUACUUUUCUCUAA